AUGGACCAUCAGGAUGCGGACAAGUCGGCCAGUGACCCUGCUAAGCUGGAGGAAAAGACUGGGCACCCAUACGGGGGUGGUCUGCCAGGUCUCGGCGAUGUUCGUGCUGCUGACGGCUCUUCGCUGCGCGGCGGUGAGGAUGUUCUUGCGCUUCAGGACCUCGACCCGGCCCUGAAUAUGAAGAUGCACUUGGUCAACAACGCAAUCGACGAGAUUGGCUGGACCCCGUACCACCUCAAGCUUUUCUUCCUCAACGGCUUCGGAUAUGCAGUGGACUCCAUGAUUCUCCUUUUCCAGUCCAUCAUCGCACGGCCGGCGUAUCGCGAGUUCCACAGCGGCUACGCAAAUGCCCUCACCAUUGCCGUGUACUGUGGUUCGCUCUCAGGAGCCCUCUUCUGGGGAUUUAGUGCCGAUAUCAUCGGCCGCAAGUACGCCUUCAACAUCACUCUCUUCAUGUGCUCCGUAUGCUGCAUCGUGGCUGGCGCCAUGCCCAGUUGGCCAAGUCUAGCUCUCGUCAUUGCACUUUUGGGUUUCGGUGGAGGAGGCAACUUGAUCAUGGACACGACCGUUUUCCUCGAGUAUCUCCCCGGUAACAAACAAUGGCUCCUGACGUUUCUUGCUUGUUGGUGGGGGUUUGGCCAGGCCAUUACAGGAUUCAUUGGCUGGGGAUUCCUGGUCCCGGACAAGUGGAAUUGCAGUGCGGAUGCUGCGUCUUGCUCCAAGGCUGACAACUGGGGCUGGCGGUAUUGUCUCUUCACGGGGGGGGCACUAGUUCUGGUCAUGUCUCUGCUCCGAAUCACCGUGGUCCGGCUGCGGGAGACUCCAAAGUACCUCCUGGGUAUGGGCGAGGACGAAAAGGUCAUCGAGACCUUCCAUUACCUGGCCAGCAAGUACAACCGUCCCUGUUCCUUGACACUGGAGAAGCUCCAGGCAUGUGGAACCAUUCAAGCAGUGAAAAACUCAAAGGGUAUCUCGUUGCCGAGGUCUCUUGUGCAUUUCAGUGGUCUUUUUUCAAGCAAAAAGACUGCCAUCUCUACUCUCAUGGUUUGGCUUUCCUGGACUCUCAUCGGUCUGGCGUACCCGUUGUUUUACGUCUUCCUGCCUACUUACUUGGAGAGUCAUGGCUUAAAGUUCCACCGGACGCAGUUUGAAACUUGGCGUAAUUAUGCCAUAACCAACAUCUGCGGCAUUCCCGGUCCCAUUAUUGCUGGGCUCUUGUGCAACACGAGAAUCCUUGGGAGAAAGUAUACCAUGAGCAUCGGCGCAUUGAUAACCAUGGCAUUUUUCUUCGCUUACACGGCUGUGAACACCGCGGUGCAGGAUUUGACCUUUACCUGCUUGAUUGCGUUUUCCCUCAACAUUUACUAUGGCACCCUUUAUGCAUACACACCAGAAGUACUUCCCAGCGCCCAUAGAGGAACUGGAAAUGGCGUUGCCGUGGCUUGCAAUCGCAUCAUGGGCAUUAUCUCAGCGGUGGUGGCAUCGGAGGCCAAUACAGCUACGUCUGCGCCACUGUACGUUUGCGCUGCCAUCUUCAUCGUGACAGCUGUGGUUUCUGCGCUGUUCCCGUUCGAGCCGUAUGGUCGGCGAAGUUCAUAA
This is a messenger RNA of Metarhizium album ARSEF 1941, 1599 nucleotides long. Its product is annotated as membrane transporter. Lineage: Eukaryota; Fungi; Ascomycota; Sordariomycetes; Hypocreales; Clavicipitaceae. The record is from RefSeq and is a predicted model, not a curated record. The transcript is spliced from 4 exons. Gene Ontology annotation, biological process: transmembrane transport. Gene Ontology annotation, molecular function: transmembrane transporter activity. Bases 1 to 1599 code for a protein of 532 amino acids.